This is a messenger RNA of Trypanosoma grayi, 891 nucleotides long. Its product is annotated as ubiquitin activating enzyme. The record is from RefSeq and is a predicted model, not a curated record. Gene Ontology annotation, cellular component: cytoplasm. Bases 1 to 891 code for a protein of 296 amino acids. Lineage: Eukaryota; Euglenozoa; Kinetoplastea; Trypanosomatida; Trypanosomatidae. The transcript has a single exon. Gene Ontology annotation, biological process: protein neddylation. Gene Ontology annotation, molecular function: NEDD8 activating enzyme activity.
AUGAGUGCAGAUGAAAGAACGCGAUAUGACCGCCAGGUCCGUCUGUGGGGCAAAGCCACUCAGCAGCAGCUGCAGUUGACCGAGGUGCGUGUCAAUGGGGUGGCAUCCGCUACGGCAGAAGUCGCGAAGAACUUGGUGCUGGCUGGGGUGCGCUCGGUUGUGGUGGAAGACGAGUCCACCAUUGACGCCACGGAUCUAAAGACCAGCUUUCUCGUACAAGGCUGCGAUAUAGGUCAGAGUAGGGGAGGCGCGUCCACCAAACGGCUUCAGUCACUCAAUCCAUACGUCGCUGUUCACUUGGCCCAAAAUACGGACGGCGCGAGGGCAGUGACGACGACCGGAGCCCCAUUCCGUGUCACCAUCGCCCGCUUCAAAAGCAUCGCUGAGGCAUUCCAGGAAAUUCACAACCCACAAAACACAGUGACAGAUCUUGUGGUUCUUGUGGCGAAUCUUGGCUACCUCACAAUGGGUCUCCUGCUCCCAAGGAGAGGGAAGUUUCUAUACAAGGAACAGCUGAACUUGCUUCUCGAAACCAACGUUUCCUGCAGACCGGCCGUCUUUCAACGAUCAUUGCUGCUACUAAGGAUGAUGGAAUGCCCUGCUGGAUUGACCUUCUUUGAAAGACUUGCCUUUGCGAGUGGGGUCGUGGUUAAGCACAACCUUAAGCAACUGUCACGGGAGGAUGUGGAGUUCGCAGCUGGUGUAUCGCCUCAGCACUUAUCGGGUACUGCGAUUGAGUCGACUAUCGCAGGAGGAGUGAUUGCACAGCUCAUCAUUCACGAAGUCGGCUCUGCAAAGGCUGCGCUUCCCUCCAACGAAAGCUAUGCGUGGGCCGUGUGCAACAAUAACGGAGCUACAAACGUCCAGGUGGGACAUCUGCUCCCUCGGUAG